UUUUCUCUUAGAUAUUUUUUAAAAACUGUUUUACCUUCAUAUAAAAGUCGAAUAGCGGCGAUAUCCUUUUCAACGCGAAGAUCUUAUCCAAAGAUAUCCAUACAAAGCCAAAUGAGAUCACUCGAGCGUGUUCUUUGGAUUUUAAAAAGGCCAAAUCCGAUCGUCAAACUUUUCUCUCCCACGCAGAUUGCUCCCGGUAAUAGAGGCACUCCAACCAUACGGACGCGCACACAGCCGCGCGAUGACACCCCUCGAGAGAGAGAGAGAGAGAGAGAGAGAGAGAGAGAGAGAAAAUCAUCCCCGACGCUCUAAUUCGACUGUCACAAUAAAGCAACACGUGACUGGUGAUCACUGGCGGUCACUUGACAGCGGGGGGGAUGACGAUGGGUAUCGCUCGCACCCCUAAUGCAUAUAAUAUUUGACUCGCAGUUCUUUCAGGCUCGAGAGAUCCUGACUACUCGUCCAGGCCAUCUGAUUUUCUAAAGGUGAUGCGAAUUUGAUCAGCUGGGAAAGUCGGAGCUAUUGCCAAGUUUUUUUUAAAGCUUGAUUGGGUCGUUGAACUUUUUAGUCUGUCGAUUGUUAUUUAAUCUUGAAUCACUUAAAUUCAGAGUGAUUCUUUAAUCAUCGACAGUAUAAAAUGUUGGUAUAAAUUGUACACCAAAUAAUAGGCGUAAUUAAUAAAACAACAAAUACACUGUACCUCCACACACUCGAAAGUGCAAACGCAUGAUCGAUCUCGGCUCGCGCACGAUACUCUUCUCGCGUCAGCCAAUACGCAUCCAGCGAUGUAUCCUGUCGGCCAGCGAAGGGAUGCGGGGCUCCACCCACGCGCUCCGCCUUCCUGCGAUUUUUGACGUCGCUCGAGCUCGCGAGAGUUACGUCGUUGGUACUCAUAGUCUUCCCGGCCGCCACGGACUUCUGGUCGGGACGACCGGUGGCUUUUUUUAUUGUUUAUCAUACUCAAGAUUGUGGUUCGUGCUGUUUUGUGAUUUUGGAGAGAGGUUUCGAGCGCCUACCUGCAUUGUGAAACGAUUGAUAAGAUGCCGAUGCUGACGUACAACAACGCGAGUUGCGGAACGUCGGAGAACGAAAACGGUUCGCCGGCGGACUCUUUGCUCUCCGGCGAUGGCGAGGAUCCUGGCGAUUCUCCGGAGACGCCGAGGGACACCGAGGAAGAGGCCACCUUGUCCGACGACUUUUACUCCCACGACACCGACGACGAGGACGAUCAGGGAAGAAAGAGGUGUCGCGAUCGGACGAAUUCUAACGACGGAGUAUCCUCCUCCACGAACGGUCUGCUGGAGUCGUCUCCGCCGUCGCGCGUCGGCGGCUUGGGAGUCAGGAAAUUGUUCACCAACAGUCGCGAGAGGUGGCGACAACAGAACGUCAGCGGUGCCUUCGCAGAAUUGAGGAAGCUCGUCCCAACACACCCUCCGGAUAAGAAGCUGUCGAAAAACGAAAUUCUCCGCAGCGCUAUCAAAUACAUACGCCUCCUGAGCCGAGUUCUGGAAUGGCAGAAGAGUCAAGACCGCAACGGCAUAUCGACGACGGCACACGACGUUCGCAUAAAAACCGAGCCUCAAGCACAGCAGCAUCCUCCAAGCCACCAUCACCACAGCGCCGUGACAACGACGAUCUACCAAGCCAAAGCGGCCAUAGCCUGUCUCAAGCAGGAGAACAACAACUACAGUCCGCGAGUGAACCUUCCCGCGCGAAUAUCCCAGUCGUAUCCGUCCGAGAGCAAGAGCAGAACUGGACAGCUCCUGAUGAUCACGACUCCCAAUCUCAAGAACCAGACGGUUGCCAAUAACGCGACCGCGUCGUCCAGCGUCUACGUGAACGGCGUGUGUCCGAGCCGAAUGGUCAACGGAAAGUUCACUGCUCCUGCGAAGAACGGACUCGCAGUGGUGCUCGGUGGUAAAAAUCAGCACGUGGUCACCUCGAGCAGCUCGUCCAACGCUGUGGUGGUGAGCAACGGGUGCACUCCGCCGAAGAGAAUGAAGACCGAGGCGAGGGACGAGGACGAGGUGUCGCAGAGUAGUGGUAGGGACUGCAGUAGAGCAACCAAUAACGGCGGCGCGAGGAAGAGACUCAAGAUAACGUUUGGCAAGGAUUCCGAGAGGAAUUGAGGCGCGCUUUUGAAGGGGUUGUAAAUAGCAUCGUGUGUAACUUGGUAAUCCGAUAGAGUAGAGAAUGUACUUCGGUAUAACGUUCGUCGUUGAUAUAUUAUCUUUUAUUUACAUGUUAUCAGGUGGCAAAGUGGCGAAAAUCGAUUUACACGUUGAAAUUUUGUACAAACACACGCGUCGAGAAGUGCAGUGGAGUUGUAUAUAUUUUUGAACAAUAAUAAUUAAUGGUAAUCGUGUAGUCAUGUGAGUUUUCGUAGGAUGCAUAGGUAAUUUUUUACAUACCAAAGACUGUUCUGUUGAAUUCUGCAUUUGUACAGUUUGUUGAUUAUUAAUCGCAUAUAAGUAUAUGAGAAAAUCUAAAAAAAUCUGUCGUUACGCACUCACAUUCAUUGUUGCGAUCCAAACGUCGAAGUACUGAAUUAAAAAUUAAUAACACGUAUAUAAUUGAACGUCA
Nasonia vitripennis (jewel wasp) is the source of this 2583-nucleotide messenger RNA. RefSeq lists its product as uncharacterized. Gene Ontology annotation, biological process: regulation of transcription by RNA polymerase II. Gene Ontology annotation, molecular function: DNA-binding transcription factor activity, RNA polymerase II-specific; protein dimerization activity; RNA polymerase II cis-regulatory region sequence-specific DNA binding. NCBI's taxonomy places the organism in Eukaryota, Metazoa, Arthropoda, Insecta, Hymenoptera, Pteromalidae. The record is from RefSeq and is a predicted model, not a curated record. The coding region runs from base 1041 to 2129 and encodes 362 amino acids. The transcript has 4 exons.